This is a messenger RNA of Chlorocebus sabaeus (green monkey), 351 nucleotides long. NCBI's taxonomy places the organism in Eukaryota, Metazoa, Chordata, Mammalia, Primates, Cercopithecidae. The record is from RefSeq and is a predicted model, not a curated record.
AAGAUCCGCACGUCCCGCACCUUCUGGCGGCCCAAGACACUGCAACUCCGGAGGCAGUGUCCUUGGAAGAGCACCCCCAGGAGAAACAAGCUUGACCACUAUGCUGUCAUCAAGUUUCCACUGACCACUGGGUCAGCCAUGAAAAAGAUAGGAGACAACAACACACUUGUGUUCAUGGUGGAUGUUCAAGCCAACAACCCCCAGAUCAAACAGGCUGUGAAGAAGCUCUAUGACACUGACGUGAUCGAGGUCAACACCCUGACAUUCAGUCUGAUGGAGAAGAAGGCAUAUGUUCAACUGGCUCCUGAUUACAAUGCUUUGGGUGUUGCCAACAAAAUUGGGAUCAUCUAA